This is a messenger RNA of Sarcophilus harrisii (Tasmanian devil), 906 nucleotides long. It is a transcript of the gene NAA38, whose product is annotated as N-alpha-acetyltransferase 38, NatC auxiliary subunit. Lineage: Eukaryota; Metazoa; Chordata; Mammalia; Dasyuromorphia; Dasyuridae. The record is from RefSeq and is a predicted model, not a curated record. Gene Ontology annotation, cellular component: NatC complex. Gene Ontology annotation, molecular function: RNA binding. The transcript is spliced from 4 exons. The coding region runs from base 251 to 799 and encodes 182 amino acids.
ACCAUGGGGGAGGGGGAACGCGGUUUCCCGCUGACAUGGGAACCAUUGUCCUUUGCGAGCCACCGUCCACGGGAGUGGCAGGCCCUAGGCAAAGGAAGAUCUUUGCUUUUCUGGGAAAAGUGGGGGAUGAGAAAUGUUUCAGUGCGGCUGCACAGCUUCAUGGGAACCGUAGUUCGGUUCCGUAAUCCCAAAAACGGAGAUCCUGCUUAAACAGGAACAGGAAGCCGGGAAUACGAAGUGAGCGGGACACAUGAACAUUAGUUGUUUGCCACAGCCUAUUCGCAGCAGAGGCGGAUAUUGGGACUACAAGUCUCAUGGAAUAGGGGGGAAAGAGGUCCCGCGAGAUUUUAGACUGCGCGUAUUAAGUACUUCUGGAGAAAGCGAGGAGGGGCCCCAGAAGAAGAGCCACCGCCGGAGUCCGAUGGCAGGAGCUGGGGUGACCGUACUGCUGCGAGAGGAGAACGGCUGCUGCAGCCGACGCCAGAGCAGCUCCAGCGCUGGGGACUCUGACGGAGAGCGUGAAGACUCGGCUGUGGCUGCUCGUGCGCGCAGGCGUUUGGAAGGCCUGCUCAACAAGAACAUGCGCAUUCGCAUGACAGACGGGCGCACCCUGGUGGGCUGCUUCCUGUGCACGGAUCGCGACUGCAAUGUCAUCCUGGGCUCCGCUCAGGAGUUCCUCAAGCCCACGGAUUCCUUCUCAGCUGGGGAGCCCCGUGUCCUGGGGUUGGCUAUGGUUCCUGGGCACCACAUCGUUUCUGUUGAAGUACAAAGGGAGAGCCUGACCUCUCCUUAUCUGUGAUUCCUGGCCCUCAGCACCCACUAGGGAAGGCAGCCUGGGAAGCUGUGAUUAUCUGUCUUACCUUCAUCUUCCCUCAUUCAUCUUCUGAUUAAAGCCUGUGAUCUAUU